Messenger RNA from Cryptomeria japonica (Japanese cedar), 303 nucleotides. Its product is annotated as glycine-rich cell wall structural protein-like. The coding region runs from base 1 to 303 and encodes 100 amino acids. The transcript has a single exon. Lineage: Eukaryota; Viridiplantae; Streptophyta; Pinopsida; Cupressales; Cupressaceae. The record is from RefSeq and is a predicted model, not a curated record.
AUGGCGUCUCCUACGAAGAUGAUAUGCUAUAUUUUGCUGGGCCUCAUAUUUGUAUCGACCCUGAUUGACGGUGCGGUGGCGGAAGAGAAGUAUUAUAAUGGUGGGCACGGUGGUGGUGGGUAUGGUGGUGGACAUGGUGGGUAUGGCGGUGGAGGGCACGGUGGUGGUGGAGGUCAUGGUGGUGGUGGACAUGGUGGGUAUGGCGGUGGAGGGCACGGUGGGUAUGGUGGUGGUGGGCAUGGUGGUGGGAGAGGUGGGCACGGUCCUCCUGGCCAUGGCCAUGGCCAUGGACCUGAGAAUUAA